Molecule: messenger RNA, 1137 nt
Organism: Vitis riparia (riverbank grape)
Lineage: Eukaryota; Viridiplantae; Streptophyta; Magnoliopsida; Vitales; Vitaceae
Product: auxin-responsive protein SAUR71-like
Exons: 1
Coding region: 459-920 (153 amino acids)
Biological process (GO): response to auxin
Source: RefSeq, a predicted model, not a curated record
UUGGCAGAGGUUUCCCCUUUAGAUACGCAACCCCAAAUCUGUCUGUUCUCCUUCCAUUGCUGCAGCCUUCGAUCUCUUGAAUUUUCCUUGAUCGCUCUAUCGUUUUCCUUGAAUUUCUUGUUUUUUGUUUUUGUUGGUUGUUUCUUUUUCUCUGCAUGGUUUCUGCAGGUUGGUUUUGUGAAUUUAGUUAGAUUAGUAUGAGUAAUACAAUGAGGCCAAGGAGCAAGGUCAUGUUGUAUUUGGCUUAUGACAGAGGUUGAUUGAAUUAUAUACACAACCCCACUUCAUUUUUCCUUCUGAUCACAUGUUAAUUCUUUGAUCUUUGUUAAUUCAUGGGGGGAGGUGUUGUGUGUGUUUUUUAAGCCCAACAUCCAUACUUUCUUUUUCCUUUUCAUCUGUAUUAAUUCCUUGUACAAUUCUCCCUACAUAUACUCAAGUUUUAUGCUUGUUUAAUAUUAAUGGGUCUGAUCAAGAAGACAUGGAACAGAUGCAAAUCCUUCAGCCACGGCAGGAGUUCAGAGAAUAUCCCCCGAGCUCCCAAGAAAAGCAAGUCAUGGCCUCGCAUCACCGUCGCCGCGGCCGCCGCCUCGCUUGAAGAUGAUAAGCGCGUAAAGAAAGGGCGGGUUGCGCCAGAAGGUUGCUUCUCAGUCUACGUAGGACCUGAGAAACAAAAGUUUGUGAUAAAAACGGAGUACGCCAAUCAUCCUCUCUUCAAAAUUCUCCUCGAAGAGGCCGAGCUAGAAUAUGGGUACAACAGCGAAGGCCCUCUUGCCCUCCCAUGCAACGUCGAGAUUUUUCACAAAGUGUUACUGGAAAUGGACAGUUCUGAUAAGAUUCAUCAGGGAUGCACCUUCCCUAGGAGCCAUAGCUCUUAUCGCCUUCUCAGCCCAUCUCCAAUGAUCGCCAUGAAUCACUUCUAAAUCACAUGGUUUCUGGACUUUGUUCUUUAUAUGUGCUUUAGAUAUAUAGUUCAAUUACACAUAUAUGUGGGAUCUAACAAAAAUCUCUCUUGUUACUAUAAGUAUUGUGUGCAAAGAAGAAGCAGAUCAGUAGGCUGUGUAAUGUAUUUGCUUUGGUACAAUAAUAGCUGUUUAUCAGCUUUGGUUUUGAAUAUUCUUUAAUUUGCCUUGUUUUGUA